This is a messenger RNA of Stereum hirsutum FP-91666 SS1, 522 nucleotides long. RefSeq lists its product as uncharacterized. Gene Ontology annotation, molecular function: translation regulator activity; mRNA binding; zinc ion binding. The record is from RefSeq and is a predicted model, not a curated record. The transcript has 4 exons. Gene Ontology annotation, biological process: positive regulation of cytoplasmic translation. NCBI's taxonomy places the organism in Eukaryota, Fungi, Basidiomycota, Agaricomycetes, Russulales, Stereaceae. Gene Ontology annotation, cellular component: cytoplasm. The annotation marks the transcript as partial.
UCGAGGAAGGGUUGUUUUAAGUGUGGCAAUCUCGGCCACAUCGCCGAGAACUGCUCCUCUGAGCAGCGUCUCUGCUACAACUGUCGCCAACCCGGGCAUGAGUCGUCUGCUUGCCCUUCGCCCCGUACUGUCUCUAGCAAGCAAUGUUAUUCGUGCGGAGGCGUCGGUCACAUUCAGGCCGAGUGUCCCAGCUUGCGCGUUCAAGGCGGUAAUCAGAAAUGCUACAACUGUGGUCGUUUUGGUCACAUCGCUCGUGUUUGCCCCGGUGGUGCUGGUCUUCCCGGAGGCCUUGGCGGUGCUAUGGGCUUCGCUACUCGUGCUCCACCCCCCGGACGCGGUCUGAACACCUCUGCCCUCCCCCCCGUCAAGUGCUACCGCUGCGGUGGUCCAAACCAUAUGGCUAGGGACUGUCUUGCCGCUGCCGGCACGGAUGGCGCUGCGAUCAACGGUGGAGGAGCUGGCGGAGGCUUCACCAAGAGCAAGACCUGCUACAAAUGCCAGCAGGAGGGUCACGUAUGUCGC